GGUCGUAUCAUAUUUUUUGCGAUGGACAAUGGGUGGAGAAAACGUACGGUGGCUAUUUAACCACGAAUCAAUUCCGUUCCAUUGCCGAUGAAGACGUUCAACUUGGUCGUACGCACAUCAAAUAGAGACAUCAUAAUGAACCACUUCAAAGUAUUCACUGCGCUAGCGGCAUUCUGCGCGUGCGGAGCACUGGCCGCCCCGGCCGGUCACCACACGGUCAUACCGAUCCUGAAGCAGGUGAACCGGCAGAACGAGGACGGUUCGUACAGUUACGGUUACGAGAACGCCGACGGCACGUACAAGAUCGAGACCAAGUAUCCGACGGGAGAGGUGUACGGCAAGUACGGUUACGUGGACGAGACGGGCAAGCUGAGGACCGUCGAGUACGGCGCGUCCGCUCGCGGCUUCGAGCCGGUCGGCACCGACAUCACCGUGCCGCCGCCCGUCCUGGGCGUUGACUCCAACGACCUGCACAAGGACCAGUCGUCGUCGUCGCAGGACGACUACGACGACGGACAGUACCGCGAGGACCCGAGCGUGUACUACAAGACGUCGUCGUCGGACGGCGGCCAACAACAGAUGCAGCUCAGCCACCAGCAACAGCAACAGCACCACCAGCAGCAACUGCAACUCCACCAACAGCAACAGCAGCAGCAACUGCGAUCCCUGCAGCAGGCGGCACCCAUCGCGCCCAGGCAACAGCCGCAGCAGCAGUGGUUCUCCAGCGGUCCGCAACAGAAGUUCCAGUCCCAUCCGUCCGUGCACAACUUCGAUCCCGCGUCCGGAUCGUUCUCCAUCUCGUACACGGGAAAGUAACCGCGACCGUCGUCGGUUUAACGUCGAAUAGAGUAUAUUAAUAUUGUACUUAUUAUUAUUAUUAUUAUUAUUUGUACGAUGAUUUUUCCACUAUUAUUAUAUUAUAAGUUUUUUAUAAGUUUUUUUAUAUAUAAAAAUCAAUAAAAAAAAAAAUCUCUGUUAUCUUA
Messenger RNA from Aphis gossypii (cotton aphid), 983 nucleotides. RefSeq lists its product as uncharacterized. Gene Ontology annotation, cellular component: chitin-based extracellular matrix. The coding region runs from base 88 to 816 and encodes 242 amino acids. The record is from RefSeq and is a predicted model, not a curated record. NCBI's taxonomy places the organism in Eukaryota, Metazoa, Arthropoda, Insecta, Hemiptera, Aphididae. Gene Ontology annotation, molecular function: structural constituent of chitin-based larval cuticle. The transcript is spliced from 2 exons.